Platichthys flesus (European flounder) is the source of this 5719-nucleotide messenger RNA. It is a transcript of the gene map3k19, whose product is annotated as mitogen-activated protein kinase kinase kinase 19. The coding region runs from base 179 to 4540 and encodes 1453 amino acids. Lineage: Eukaryota; Metazoa; Chordata; Actinopteri; Pleuronectiformes; Pleuronectidae. The transcript is spliced from 17 exons. Gene Ontology annotation, molecular function: protein binding; ATP binding; protein kinase activity. The record is from RefSeq and is a predicted model, not a curated record. Gene Ontology annotation, biological process: protein phosphorylation.
GGAGAGUCUGCCGGAGAAGGAUCAACGGCUUUAUGGAGUAUAGCUGAUCGAGGAAUGUGAAGAAGAAGAGAGACGAAGAGUGAAAUGAGUUCUCCACACCCUGGGUCUGACAGGAAACCAGUGAACUGUGGAGAGAAGCGAGAGGACAGGGAGGAGGCGGCUUGGUGUCGAUGAGAGCAUGGAGCAACGGGAGAUGAAUGAAGAUGUUUGGGUGCUGAGCCUUGAAGAAGAGGAGGACGAGCAGGAGGAGCAGGAGGAGCAGGAGGUCUCGGACACUGAGGAUGAAGAGGAGCAAGGCUGCACUCCACUUAUCACAGCCUGUAGUAAAGGCUGGACUGAGGUGGUGCAGCGGUUGAUGAGGACAGGGGCCGAUGUGACCCUGUGUAACCGCAGCCAGGAGACAGCGCUCCACGUCCUCCCUGCUGAGCUCCAGGGGAAAGUGCUGGGGUGGAUGACGAGGCCCCAUCUGCCCCCCCAGGCCCGGCUGCUGCAGGCCUCCUGGCAGGGAGACAUGCACACCUUACAGCAGCUGCUGUCAGACGGUUUGGAUGUGGACGUUCCAAACAGGGACAGUGUGACGGCGGUGAUGCUCGCUGUCCGGGACAUUGACCUCUUUCAGAGCAUGGUGACGCCGCUGCCUUGGGACCACAGACCUGUGGAGGUGGUGAGGACGCUGCUGGGACGUUCAGCUGAUCUGCAGGUACGAGACCAGAGUGGCUGCUCUGCUCUCCACUACGCUGCGAGCAUCCACAGCCCCCUGAAGGAGGAGAUCAUUCAUAUGAUGGUUGAGAGCCUGCAUCACACAGAUGCAGCCCCCGGGUCACCGUUGUCCUCUGACGAAUCCUCGUUCCAGGAUCUAGACUCAGAGUUUGAGGAUUCGGACAUAGAGCUGGACAUCGAGAGUCUUCGUCCUCCUCCGUCGACAGCAGCCUCCCCUACUCCGACACACAGCCUUCAGCUGCCCGGCCCACUGUACAGCCACACCGGGGAAGUGCUGGAGUCUCCAGGGUGCCCUCCUCCGUCUGACAAUCAUAAAGAUCUCAGCCAAGAUAAGGGGAUCCCCCUGUGUUUCCAAAACGCCAUGGACACGCUGAGAGACAUCAGGCUAGCCUACCAGGACGCAGGGAAAGGAGGCAGCAGAGGUUUGUCUCUGCCGAGCCUGGACAACAGCAGCAGGCGCUUGAGCCACGUGGAUCCUGCUGCCUCGUGUGGUUUGAUGAGAACCAGGACUCCCUGCAUCCCAGCCCCCCCUACUCCCAGGCCGAGGACCAGGAGUGUGGUAGUAGCUGCUUGCCCAUCCUCCCCCGGCCGGCUGUCGGUGGCAGAGCCCAGCCAGCUCAGCCGGUCGGCCCCCAGCCUCAUGGAACCACUACUGUGCUCCAACACUAUGAUGCAGGCCAGGGCCCACAUCCAGACCCGACUUGGUUCUCAAGAUACUGUUCAUGAACAAAAGGGUCCCUUUCCGGCUCUGAACCCUCGAACACCGAAGCUGUUGGCUCCGCUGAGCAGCAGACCCAGGGACGGUGCAGCUCUGCCAGUACUGAGGCACCGUGUUCCCCUGAAGCCCAUCAGCCGGAGCCCCCUUUGCUCCAGGGCCUGGCUGGGGAGAGGGCGGCUGUUCCGGGGCAGCCCACGCGCUGGCAGUGAGGAGAGCGUGUCCAGCAGCAGUUCAAUUGAUCUGGAGGAUGACGAGAGGGAUACUCAGGAGAGAUCUUCAGAGGGGAGCACUCUGAAGUUUGAUGGAGACACGGUGUUGCAGCUUUCGAAGGAUGGGAUCCCCACGGAUUUGGUUGAGGAGACCAGGCGGCAUUUUAAAGUUCAGUCGAGAAUCACUCAGAUUCCAUUGAUCAACAGAUCAGCACAGAACAUGGAUGGGGACCCUAUCCACCACGAAGGUGAUCUCAGCACUGAAAGAACAACAAACUCUUAUUGUGAAGGCAAAAUAAAUAUGAUUUAUGCAAAGGAGCAUGUCUACAAUCAUAGCUUUAAAAAAUCGAACUAUGCAACACAAAGUGACACUGGGAACAAUCAAAUGCCAAUCACAUCAGAGUCUGAGGAGAAGAACCACGCAGGCUGCACUUCAGACCCUGAAGGUGGCAUUACCCGUGAAAUUAUAUCUGAUAUGAAUGAUGACCAGGGUGAUGCUGCUGCAGGAUCUGGAGGGUAUCACAGAAAAGAACUGAAGCAUGUACAAAAGACAGAAGUGACAAUGAAGGAUUCCUCUGAUGAAGAAACCCAGGUAGGUCAUCAAAUCCUCUGUCACGCUGAGCUGAUAGAUUUGAAUAUCAGCUCUGCUGUGGGGGAGAUGCAGCUCUUUAAAGCAGGAGUAAACAGUCCAGUGUCAAAUGGGGAUUCAAAGACAGAUAAAAAGAUGGUGAAAGUCUUAAACGCUGUCCAGAGCAAGGAGACAACAACCGGCAUGACCAGUGAACAAAGAGCAAAUCAUCAAACAACCCAGUUCUUCAAUCUUCGAGCACAUAAAGAGCGAAGUAUCAUUAGUCGGAACAAGUCCAAAACUAAUCUGAAGUGCCCCUCCACACAAGUCAAGGAUAAAACCAGGAAAAGCCCCGAGCUAAUACUUAGUGGAGAGGCCUCAGUCAAAGUCAAAUCAAAGCCAAACCCUGUGAAAGGUUCUCAUCGUUGCUCUGACACCCCAUCGCCACGAAAGAAGGUUGUUGAUCACCCACAGAGCAGAAGAGCAAAUCCGGACAAGUCAAACAUCAGCAGAGCUCAACCGACCGGGCGGGAGCUGAAGAGCACGAGGCAGCAGAAGAGACUCAGUGCAGCCGGGACAACAAGGUCGAAAUCUGCACUGGACUUCCUCACCUACAAAGACAUGUUUCAGCAGAUACAGAGCGGGGAAGGAGGGCCCGCCAUCUACGAGAUGUUUGCUGGUCCUAUCUAUGAGAACCUGAGGGUUUCCAGCUCCUGUGAAAAAACCAAGGACAGACAAGUGCAGUCUGCGCCGCCCAGGAAGGUGCAGCAGUCGCCGAAAGUCAAACAGAGACCCUCGAAACAACCCCAGUGUAAAAUGAGGAGAAGCCCGGGAGAGAAUAUGGUGAUUUCAACUAAAAGCAAACCGAGACUCACGUCCUCCAGGGUGAGACCUCACCUCACAUCUCCGUCAAGGAAGGAGAAAACAACUAAACUAGACUCAAAGUUAGUUCUUUCAAAUAAUGGUGAGGCUUAUCACACUCGUGCUGAAGAAAAGGCUGCAGAUCAAAUCUUAUCUACCAUCGUGGAGGCUCUUUCAAGAUAUGACACUGAAACUUUAAAACCUGACGACAAAACACUGACAAUGGCCACAACUUCAUCUAUUGCUAAAGAUAGCCAUGCGUCCAUGUAUAUGCAAGAAUUCCCUGCUGCUAGGACAUCUUCUAGCAGCAGCAGCAACACUAUCGUGUCCCCAGUUUACCAGAAGUUUCUGGAUGAAGUCGGGGACGGCCCGCUUACCGAUGACCUGCUGCAAUGUCUGGCUGAGGAGCUAAUCUCACUGGAUGAGAGGGAUGUAUCCUUAGACCCAUGUUCAGAAAACCUGGAAUCCAGCAAAGGAGAGUCGGUCAGAGAAGAUCUUGCAACAGGGAAAAACGUGUUUCCAGAGGAUAUUUCAGCAAACUUUGCAGUUUUGCUUGGCUCUGGGGGGGCUGAUGAUGACACCAUCACGUGGACAAAGGGUGAGGUGCUCGGCCGAGGAGCCUACGGGACAGUGUACUGUGGCCUGACCAGCCAGGGCAAGCUGAUAGCAGUGAAACAGGUCAGUCUGGACACGUCUGACCCCGAAGCAGCAAAGAGCGAGUACGGCCACCUGCAGGGGGAGGUGGAUCUGCUCAAGGCCCUCAGCCACAUCAACAUCGUGGGCUUCCUGGGGACCCGUCUUUAUCGGCACAUGGUUUCCAUCUUCAUGGAGUAUGUUCCAGGAGGAUCCAUCUCCAGCAUCCUUCACAGGUUCGGUCCUCUGCCCGAGCGAGUCCUAGCUCUGUACACCCAUCAGAUCCUGGAAGGGGUGGCCUACCUCCACCUGAACAGGGUGGUUCAUCGCGACUUAAAGGGAAACAACGUCAUGCUGAUGCCCACUGGCGUCAUCAAGCUCAUAGACUUUGGGUGCGCACGACGUCUCAGCUGCCUGAACCACACCGCAAGCAGUAGUGUGGACCUGCUGAAGUCCGUCCACGGCACACCUUACUGGAUGGCACCAGAGGUAAUCAAUGAUACGGGAUACGGCAGGAAGUCCGAUAUCUGGAGUGUCGGCUGCACAGUGUUUGAGAUGGCCACAGGGAAACCGCCACUGGCCCACAUGGACAAGAUGGCGGCCUUGUUCUACAUUGGAUCUGAAAGGGGUUCGAUGCCCUCCUUACCGGAUGGGUUCUCAGAUAAUGCCAGGGAUUUUGUAAAAAACAGCUUGACAAGUGACCAGAGACUACGGCCGUCUGCAGACGAGCUCCUGACGCAUCCAUUCAUCCCCAAAAAUGAGACUGGAGUGAACCCUUGGGAAAAAACGAAAAAGAACUGCUGUGGUCACCCAGCGGGACACUGUGCUUAACAUGGAGUUACACUCUAACACAACACAGCCCAGUUGGACAGUUGUUUGUGGAAGUUAGGUUGAAGAAUCAGGACACUUGAGGUUUUGUUGCGAUCCUUGAAGAGCCCGUCACCUUUCCCUGCUUUCUGUUUGGGAGCGUGGGGCUUUACUUUGUUAAGCUGAAUUUUAAAUGGACCUACACAAGAAGCACAUUCAUUCAUUUCACUUAGCAUCUUGACAGAAAUGAAAAUAGAUGACAAUUUACCUAUAGAUAUUGGUCUUUCUUAUGAAUGUGCCAAAUAACCAUAAUUUUACGUUACAUGCAUUUAACUCAAGUCUCCGGCAUAUUUAGGUUCUUGUAGAUUCAACCACUACAACUGGAUCCGUUUUGCAUCAUAAACCAAUUUCCAUAAAAUUUAUUUACAGUGUUUACUAGCUCCUCUGAUGAGAUUUUAGGGCUUGUGGCAAGAACCUUUCAUUAUCUAAAGCUACUGUACAGGCACCAGUCCUCGUGUGGAAAUUCACAAAUCCUUAGAGUAUAGCAUAGAUAUAUAUAUAUAUAUAUACACACACACACAUCUUCAAUAAAAUGACAGCAACAAGAUUAUAUACUGUAAGGAUAACAGCAAGUUUAAAGUUUAUUUGUAAUACUGAAUUGAAAUGAAAAAAUAAUGUUAAGAGUGGCAUAUGCGCAUUUGUCCACAACUGUUGUUCCGUGUGCCCGACUGUAAAAUCCCUAAUGAAGGUAGAAAACAAUCCAGCCUUAGCCUUGUUAGUCUUUACGUGCGCUCUACAAGUAAAUGAGUAACCGAGUCUGAAACAAGAGGAGACUGGAUCAUGUCAAGAUUUUAGAGUAGAGCUCAAGGUAUAAAACUGAUGUAAAGACAUGUCCGGAAAGGUACGUGGCUAUAAUAUAUUCAACCACCUGGAUGAGGAUGUCAGCGACAGGGGGGGGGGGGGGGGGGACAUGUCCAUAUUGCAGAUACUUGGAUCCAAGCUUUCUCUCAUAUGGCAAAUCAGUCACUGUUCUGGAAUGGAAAGAACCAUAAUUUGUUUUUUUCUCUCCUAACAAGUACAGUAAAUGGCUGAUUGAAUGAUACAAGUAUCCCUUGUAUGCACUCAAAUCUAAGGGGCUACAGCCUCAUGUCAUGGAAUAAUGUCUGAUGCACUUCAAAAUAAAAAGGAUUAUGUAAACUAUAA